Molecule: messenger RNA, 1206 nt
Organism: Fimicolochytrium jonesii
Lineage: Eukaryota; Fungi; Chytridiomycota; Chytridiomycetes; Spizellomycetales; Powellomycetaceae
Exons: 7
Coding region: 91-1116 (341 amino acids)
Source: RefSeq, a predicted model, not a curated record
UCCCGACAUCGAAUCUUUCGGUAGGAGCUCAGAAGUGCUCAUUCCAGCCUUGAUUCGUCGAAACUAUUGAACCAUAAAGACCCCAACACGAUGAAGACGUGGAUGUUGGACCCAGCCACGAAAAAAGUUGCGAAUACCACUACGCCUGUACCAGGGAAAAGUAUCCCGGUCAGCUCAGUGCUGUCCGAUACAUCUCAGAUGCAGGUCGGGACGGUGCCUACAGUGCGUACACCUUACUUCCGAGUCAACAGGCAGAAUGCGGGCCUGAUUGCCGGCCUAAUCGCGACACAGCGGUUCGAACCUGAGACUGCCCCACUGCCAUUAUAUGCUUGCACUGCUGGUUUCCAGGCUGACAAAGAAUACAAUACUAUGCUUCGAACCGUGAAGGCGAUCAACAGCAGUGUAAUCGCUAUGUUCGAGCUCGAUCAAUUCCGAAUUCUCGCGAGCAGCAACAUGGUCCUUCCCGGAAACGCGAACGAGUUCAGUGCCAGCGGCACCUUCUCUUGGGCGAACGCGGCACCCGACGCAGUCACACUGGAGCUCCGGGACAAGCUGCGCGCACGGUUCAACAACGACACCAGUCUCGCCGUAGCGUCUGUCGCCUCCAUGCCUUCGUUUGAGAUGGACAUUUCCGAUUCGCGAUGGAUUGUCAACAUCGGAUUGCCUGCAUUGAGCGCUACGGAUACCUUGAUUUUGGUGGCCGCGGUUCCCAGGUCUGAGAUCUACGGUGUGAUCGACGCCGCGCGAGCUCGCAGUCGAGGAAUCUCGGCAGGCAUCAGUGUGGCCGCCGCCUUCACGGUUGCAGUGGUUUUUGUCCUCGCAGUGCUCCCAUUAUACGCUCUUGCCAAGCAAAUGGAGCAGCUCACCAAGCUGGAUUUCGGAACCCUCGAGUCGUCGGGUGCGUUGGAGAAACGCAGUUUGAUCUGGGAGCUUCGUCAAGUGCAGAUCGUAUUCGGCACGAUGGUGAAAGCAUUCGCGGGCGCGAUCAAGAAGAACAAACAAAUAAUGAACAAACAACAGUCAAACAGCCAAGUAGGCGCUGGUACCCGCAGCGCGGGCACCGCCGCAAACCAGAGCCGCCAGGUGCUCCCGGUUGGCCGUUCUGCCGCACUUUAACUAUAUGUGUAGGGGGCAAGGUCUUCUUUGCAGGAGACGCAAUCCCAUAUAUCUGGUGCUGUUAUCUGGUUUUCGUAGGGACGGAAGAAA